CAACCCCACUGUCUAAAGUCUAAUCCUCAGUGUAUUUAUAUGCUUCAUUUGGGUUUCUGAUUCUCCAUAGCCAAAACCAACUUUUCUCAGAAACUCACCAAACCCAACAUCUCUGCGUCUCAGACACAUACAGAAAAGAAGGAGAAAGAAUAUGGGUAGCCUUGAAGUGGAGAGAACAACAACAGGAUGGGCUGCAAGAGACUCCUCUGGAAUUCUCUCACCCUACACCUACACUCUUAGGAACACUGGUCCAGAAGAUGUUUAUGUCAAAGUCCUAAGCUGUGGGAUUUGCCACUCUGAUCUUCACCAGGUCAAAAAUGACCUUGGUAGGUCAAACUAUCCAAUGGUUCCCGGGCACGAGGUGGUUGGUGAGGUGUUGGAGGUGGGAUCAGAUGUGACCAAGUUCAGAGUAGGAGAUGUGGUUGGAGUUGGCCUCCUUGUGGGUUGCUGCCGAAGCUGCAACCCAUGCAAAACAGACAACGAGCAAUACUGCAACAAGAAAAUCUGGUCUUACAAUGACACUUACUCCGAUGGCAAACCCACCCAAGGGGGUUUCGCUGGUGAACUGGUUGCUGAUCAAAAGUUUGUGGUAAAGAUACCGGACGGCAUGGCCUGGGAACAGGCUGCGCCCCUACUAUGCGCCGGCGUGACGGUGUACAGCCCGCUGAAUCACUUCGGUCUAAAUUUGAGCGGAUUAAGAGGAGGAAUAUUAGGGCUUGGGGGUGUAGGACACAUGGGGGUGAAGAUAGCAAAGGCCAUGGGGCACCAUGUGACUGUGAUAAGUUCUUCAGACAGGAAAAAAGAGGAGGCUUUGGAGCAUGUUGGGGCAGAUGAGUUCUUGGUCAGCUCAGAUGCCACUAAAAUGCAGGAGGCUGCAGACUCAUUGGAUUACAUCAUUGACACAGUGCCUGUUGUCCACCCACUUGAGCCCUACCUCUCUCUGUUGAGGCUUGAUGGAAAAUUAAUCUUGAUGGGUGUUAUUGGUGCCCCUUUACAAUUUGUCUCCCCCAUGGUCAUGCUUGGGAGGAAAACAAUCACAGGGAGCUUUGUGGGGAGCAUGAAGGAAACAGAGGAGAUGCUUGAGUUUUGCAAAGAGAAAGGAUUGACAUCAAUGAUUGAAGUGGUUAAGAUGGAUUAUGUCAACACAGCCUUUGAGAGGUUGGAGAAGAAUGAUGUUAGGUACAGGUUCGUUGUGGAUGUGGCCGGCAGCAAUCUUAAUCCAUAGACAGAUAAGAAGAAGAAAAAAAAAACACAGAAUUCUGUUUUUUUAUACAGAGCUUUCUGGUUUGAUAAAGAAAGAAAAAGGCUGAAAUGGUGCUUUCAUUUCAUAUGAGUGGAUGUUUGUUUUUGUUUUGUUUUGUUUUUAAGUACUUGAAUAUUGUGAUUGAGGUAAGGGGGGCCAAUUUGAUUUGGUGUGGGAUGAUGACUGUGAAACAAGGAAAGAUACCAAACUUUAGGUGAGAAUUGCGUCGUAUAUCAAAAGAUAAGUACUUCUGCUUUGGCUAUGAGCAAUGGCUUGCUUUGUCAUAUUAGGAGUCCAAAUGCAUGAAUGAGUGUGUGUUUAACACAACUCUUCUCAAAAUCAUCUUUUUUGCAUUGAUAGGUGGGAUAAGUGGUAGGAUUGGAUUAGUUUAAUUCAAUCUCAUGUUUGAUGCUUAAUAAAAUGAAGGAAAAUGGACAAUUGUACAUA
Prunus persica (peach) is the source of this 1690-nucleotide messenger RNA. RefSeq names its product probable cinnamyl alcohol dehydrogenase 1. Lineage: Eukaryota; Viridiplantae; Streptophyta; Magnoliopsida; Rosales; Rosaceae. Gene Ontology annotation, molecular function: zinc ion binding; cinnamyl-alcohol dehydrogenase activity. Gene Ontology annotation, biological process: lignin biosynthetic process. The coding region runs from base 152 to 1225 and encodes 357 amino acids. The transcript is spliced from 5 exons. The record is from RefSeq and is a predicted model, not a curated record.